GUCGUCAGUUUAACGUCGUAAUUCGUUGAGAAUCAUUCCUAUGAGGCAGAUCACAGUUAUUCUCGUCUACAUCGUGGGGAUGGCCUUUGCGGAUGUAAAAUCGGCUUUUGAAGCAACUGAAAUCGUUCCUGAUGCUCUAGACAAUGCCCCAUUAAAGAAGAUGGAGGUCAAGUAUGGGGGUAGAGCAAUGAACAUUGGAGACGAUUUUACUCCCACAGAGACGAAAGACAUUCCAGAAAUUCAUUACGAGUACGAGAGCGGAUGUUUCUACACGCUCAUUAAAAUAGAUUUGGACCCACCGUCUCGCAGAACUCCCAAAUUUCGAGAAUUCCAGCACUGGAUCGUGGGUAAUAUCCCCGAGGACAGGAUAUCCGAGGGUGAGGUGUUCUCGGAGUAUGUGGGGGCAGCUCCACCACACGAUGCUGGUGCCCAUCGUUAUGUAUUCUUGGUGUACAAGCAACCGGGAAAGCUGAAUUUCAACGAGAAACACCUGGGGGACGAUCGCCUCGAUGGUCGGGCCAAUUUUUCAGCCAAAAAAUUCGCUGUCAAGUACCAACUGGGAGAGCCCAUCGCUGGAAAUAUGUACCAGGCAGUCUGGGAUGACUACGUACCAAUUUUCUACAAACAUCUUGGGGUUUCACCCUCCGAAACAUUUUCAGAAACUGGAAUAAAUUGAUGCAUCUCAGCCCGACUCAUUACAAAAAAUUGACGAGUCUCAAUUGUCUGUUUUUCCAAUUAUUCCAUUGGUAAUAAAAUUCGUGGAAGAAAUA
Molecule: messenger RNA, 770 nt
Organism: Fopius arisanus
Lineage: Eukaryota; Metazoa; Arthropoda; Insecta; Hymenoptera; Braconidae
Product: protein D2
Exons: 4
Coding region: 41-676 (211 amino acids)
Source: RefSeq, a predicted model, not a curated record